AAGGUUCAUUUUGAAAAACACCAUUAGCACAAUAAAGUAACUCAAAGUAAUUAGCGCUUAGAGUGGGUCAUGUUCCCGCUUCACUGACCAGAGUUAGUCAUCAACAUUAAUCAUAUUUUAAUAAUACGCUCCACCCAACCUCUCCUGUACACCACUGGGCUGUGUGCAAACAAGCAGGGUCACUGGUGGAGUCCUUCUUGACUUCACAUCUACAGAUAUCAUAUUCAAACACACAGCCGCAGCACUGAGGAGAGGCCGUUUGAGCUUUUCAACCCAGAAAGUAUUCUUUACCAGCAGCAGAGAACAGACAGCACCAUGGCAGCCACCCUCUGUCAAGUGCUGGGCUUCAUUCUGAGUUUGAUAGGUCUGGCGGGAAUAAUUGCAGCAACGGGGAUGGACCAGUGGGCAACGCAAGACCGACUCGACGACAUUGUGACUUCUGUGUUCUAUUCCUCGGGCCUGUGGAGAUCGUGUGUGCAGCAGAGCUCCGGCUUCGCAGAGUGCCGACCAUAUUUCACCAUACUGGGGCUGCCAGCUCUGCUUCAGGCCGUUCGCGCCCUGAUGAUUGUCGGUAUUGUUCUCGGAGCCAUCGGCUGCCUGAUCGCCAUUUUUUCCCUGAAGUGCUUGAAAAUGGGGAACAUGGAGGACAACAUGAAAGCGACAAUGUCUCUGACAUCUGGAAUUAUGUUUCUUCUUGCAGGUGUCUGCGGCAUCGCCGGGGUGUCGGCCUUCGCUAACUUGAUUGUGCAGAGUUUUCGCUUCACAACAUUCACCGAGGGUGGGUUCAAUAUGUUUGGAGGAGGGGGUGUUGGCGGACUUUCAGGAAAUCUCGCUCCAAGGUACACUUUUGGCCCCGCUCUUUUCGUGGGCUGGAUCGGCGCAGCUAUCCUGGUCAUUGGAGGCAUCCUGAUGUGUCUGGCCUGCCGUGGGAUGACUCCAGAUAAUAGGCAACGGUACGACGGGAUGGCCUACAAAGCCCCCUCUCACCACACUAUCUACAAGUCUGACAGACCCCGUCCAGCCUACAACGACUCCUACAAGGCCCAGAGUAUGGACGGACCUCAGUCCAACCAGAGAUUCGACUAUGUGUAGAAUCAUUCACUCUUGUAGAUACCUCUCUUUUAUAUUUUGCCACUCUGUGAUGAUUCAGCAUUUUUCUCUUGUUUUAUCGUAUUAAUGGGAAGAGUGGUUGUUUAUUUUUUUUAUUUCUCUCUAAUUUGCCUAAACUGCUAAACAUCUAGGGUUGCAACGGUAUGAGACUUUCAUGGUACUGUCUCAGGAAAUAUUAAAGUAUAACAGUAUUACAGAAUUAUUAUUAUCAGUUACAGUGAUCCUUAAAGGAAUGAAAACACAAAGGUACUUUUUAGUUAAACAAAUGUUUUAUUAUUGUAACUGAAACUUCAAACCAUUUUUUAAAAUGAAAGUAUGUUUAAAAACUCUCCCUUCUGAACAUAACUUAAAUUAAGGUUAUAUUCUCUGCAUUUUUCCCAAUACUGUCAUUAAGUAAUUAUACAUGGUACGAUAUGUGAGAAUUUACAUACCACAGUUAACCUUGAAACCAAUAUACCACCGCAACCCUUUAAACUUCUAUGGUGUUUUUUAAUGUUUGUUUGUUUUUUAAAAUAACAUUACUAAUUAUCAAAUGCUGUUUUGUGAUUUGUAUUGUUAUUUUUGUGUCAAAUAAAAAAAAUGUGAUUCUUA
This is a messenger RNA of Epinephelus fuscoguttatus (brown-marbled grouper), 1701 nucleotides long. Its product is annotated as claudin-18-like. Gene Ontology annotation, biological process: bicellular tight junction assembly; cell adhesion. The transcript has 5 exons. The record is from RefSeq and is a predicted model, not a curated record. Gene Ontology annotation, molecular function: structural molecule activity. The coding region runs from base 316 to 1092 and encodes 258 amino acids. Gene Ontology annotation, cellular component: bicellular tight junction; plasma membrane. NCBI's taxonomy places the organism in Eukaryota, Metazoa, Chordata, Actinopteri, Perciformes, Serranidae.